Phragmites australis (common reed) is the source of this 6732-nucleotide messenger RNA. RefSeq names its product lysine-specific histone demethylase 1 homolog 3-like. The record is from RefSeq and is a predicted model, not a curated record. Lineage: Eukaryota; Viridiplantae; Streptophyta; Magnoliopsida; Poales; Poaceae. Gene Ontology annotation, molecular function: oxidoreductase activity; protein binding. The transcript has 9 exons. The coding region runs from base 590 to 6070 and encodes 1826 amino acids.
CGGCGCACCUCUUCUCUCCGUCCCUCGAGUCUCGACUCUCGCUCGGUCGCUUCUGCCGCUCUCUCCUGUCUCCCCUCGUUCUCUCCCCAAGUCCCCAGUCCCCGUCGCCCCUAAUUGACGAAACCCUAGGGCGGCCGGCAGCAGUCCGAAGGCCCGACCGCGCGGCCAGCGAGGGAGGCUGGGAGCGCCGGCACGCCGCAGCCGAGCAGCAGGGCAGCAGCGAGGUCGAGCGCCACACGAACACGAAUCCUUGGUCUGCCACUGGCGAUGCUUUGUGGGCUUGCAUGAAGGGUGUGCACAACAAACUCAGGCGUCCGAUUUCCUGUGCCUGAGUCAGCCAGCAUAUCAGGGCACCAACCAAACACCACUCCGGUAAUUUCAGGGAGGACUUCGGUCAGGCAAAUUCAGCUCAAGGUGGCAACCAAACAAGCCCUAGUUGGCACCAUAGAUCCUUUUGGUACCCGACUAUGGUGAGGGUGCAUUCAGUUUUCCAAAAAAAUUGGGGGUUCAGCUGAACCCCCAUGACCCAAGUGAAGUCCUCUCCUGGUGGAACCCGUGGUGGCUGAGGGUUUGUGUGUUGAAAAGGGAGAUGGAUGAUACCUUGGCUAUUAUAAAGAAUAAGUUGAAGAAGCGGAAGAAGGGCAAGGAUGGCACUGGUGUUGCAGUGGCUCAAUGUGGUGCCAAGGGUGAGGUAUUGGCUCAACAGGAAGAUGCGCAGGGUGUUGUUGAUAAAGGUGUGGGUGUUGCUGAUGAGAGGAGCAGUCAUGAUGGCGUGAAAGUGGGGGAUGGUGAAGUGGCUGGGCACGGCGUGCAGGGUUUGGAUGAUUUGGGGUUGGAAGACUCCUUGUCGGUGCUGUUUACAAAAUCUGGUCGGAAGUCUCGGCAAGUCUCAGAGAAGGAGGCAGAAGGUGUGGGUCUUGCUUGUCCACAUGAUGAGGAAGGUCUUGACAAGGGAUCUGGUUUGGCUCUGGAUACAGCUUCCAAGGGCACCAAAAGGAGGAGGCGGCGCACAAAGGAAGAGAUGAAGAAUGCUGGUGCGCAUGAUCGGAAAGCCUCAUUGCCCCGGAAGGCAAAGGCAAAGGCAAAGGCAAACACUAACAAUUUUAACAGACGCUCUAAGGUUGGUGCUCACCAAACUUUGGGUCCUGAACUGGAAAAGAAGUCUGAUGGGAAAGAGAAGGCUGCAGAUGAUGGAUUAUGUCGCCUGUCAUUUGGAGAAGCGCUUUUACAAGAUGUGGAAGCCAACAAUGUACUAAGGGAUGGAUCUAGAAACUCUUUCGAUGGGGCUAGUCAUCACUUUGAAGUUUCAGCUUGGGCAAGCAAUCACCCUAGGUUGAAAUCUUGUUCAGGAGAGCUUGCUGAAAAAGCAUCUUGCACUGCAGCAAAUGCAAUCACUGGGGGUGUUUCUGAUGCGCACACAUGUUCCCAAAUAUUAGGGAAGGACAGCAGUGAUGAUGUAGAUUGUUCACAAGGCAAGUCACCAACAUCAACCAUAAAAAGGAAAACUGGUCUAAAACCAAAACAGGUACCCAGGAAACCUGUUCGACAAAAAGAGGCAUUAUCAUCUGUUGAUGCUAAACCAGCUGAGACGGCAGAAAGUGAUGUUUUAUCAAAGCAGCGACUUAGAAGUGAUGUUCAGCUGUCGAGAUCAAGUGCUAAGCAGUCUAAUUCGUUGACAACCAGUGUGGCAGGGUGUACAGGUGGCCCUAAUGAUGGGAAGAUUGAACCAAAUGCAGAUGUACGUACAGAAGAAAAUUUGGAUCAGCUGGCUGCUUUUGGGGCCAAGGAUUCUUGUCCUCCUCGUAACAUGACGGCACCUGCAAAAGAUCUGGAUAUGGUUGACAUGGCAGCACCAUCGGAUUUUGAAGACAUGGACAAUGCAUCAAAGGUGAAACGUGUUACACGAAGUUCCAGAAAACGCAAACAUGGUGACAUGGCAUAUGAAGGCGAUGUUGACUGGGAAACUCUAAUGCAAGAGCAGGGGCUGUUCUCAAACCCCUCAGCAGGUUUUGCGGAUCAAUCCGUCAAAUCGAAAGAUAAAAUUAAAACUUCAGAAGUUUAUGAGAGUGGAGGUGAUAAUGGUGUUGCUGCAGUACGUGCUGGCCUAAAGGCGAAGGCUGUUACACCAAUUGAGAAGAUCAAGUUUAAGGAAGUCUUGAAGCGCAAGGGUGGCCUUCAGGAGUACCUAGAGUGCAGGAAUGUAAUACUAAGUCACUGGAGCAAGGAUGUUAAACAUUUAUUGGAUCUUGCAGAAUGUGGUGUUUCUGAUGUUCCUUUGAAAUAUGAGUCGUCACGUCAAGCACUUAUUCGUGAUGUGUAUUUAUUCUUAGACCAAAAUGGCUGCAUAAAUGCUGGAAUUGCAUCAGGCAAGGUGGUAAAGGGGCACAAUACUCCUUGUUCUGAAGUUGUGGAAGUACCCAAGCUAAAUGAAUCACAUGAAAUGGAAUCAGACAGCCUUCAAGAUGGCAUUGUCGCUGCAUCACUCCAGAAUAAGGGUCCUGAGUAUGGCACGGGCAUUGAAUGUUGCAGAACUGCAAGUGUUAAAAAUACUGAAUGUGCUUUGGUAGAAGCAUCAAAUGAAAAGAAUUGCCCCACUAUUCACUGUGAUGCUCUGGAGUUGCUACCUCACUUGAAGUCUGAAGAACAGCCUAUUGAAGAAAAGAAUCUAGACAUGUCAACUGAGGGUAGAGAUGCAUCGCUGCCAUCCAGCAAUUUCGGUAUCCACUGCAGGUCAUAUCUGGACAGUCCUGUUGGAAAAGUUGAAGUCCCUAAUCAACCAGAAGCAGCUGGUAUUGAAAAUUGUAGAAACAGCCGUCCAAUAAGUGAUAGAGUUGAAUCUGGUGUGUAUCGCAAAACGAUAAUCAUUGUGGGAGCUGGUCCUGCUGGUUUAACUGCUGCGCGCCAUUUGCAACGACAAGGUUUUUCGGUCACUGUUCUUGAGGCACGUGAUAGGAUUGGUGGUCGUGUUUACACAGAUCGCACAUCACUUUCAGUUCCUGUGGAUUUGGGUGCUAGCAUUAUUACAGGAGUCGAGGCUGAUAUCGCUACUGAAAGACGGGCUGAUCCAUCCUCUUUGAUUUGUUCUCAGCUUGGUCUUGAACUGACUGUGUUAAACAGUGCUUGCCCUCUCUAUGAUGUAGUCACUGGUGACAAGGUUCCUGAUGAUUUGGAUGAAGAUUUAGAAGCUGAAUACAAUGGCCUUCUUGAUGAGAUGGCACUGCUUUUUGCACAAAAUGGUGAGAGCGCAAUGGGUUUAUCCCUUGAGGAUGGAUUGGAGUAUGCUCUUAGGAAGCAUCGUGCAGCUCAACCUACAGCUUCUGUGGAGCAGGAUGAUCACUUGACAAGUAUGGCCAACUCUGGAGCUGUAGACAUUUCCAAAAGUGCUGCAACAGAAAAGGAGAUAGCUCAUUGUGGGAAGGACGAUAAGAUAGAUGUUCUCAGCCCUCUUGAGAGAAGAGUUAUGAACUGGCACUUUGCACACUUAGAGUAUGGUUGUGCUGCAACGCUCAAAUCUGUAUCCCUUCCAUACUGGAACCAGGAUGAUGUAUAUGGAGGAUUUGGAGGUGCUCAUUGCAUGAUCAAAGGUGGCUAUGACACUGUUCUGCAUAGCCUUGCAAAAGGACUUGAUGUUAGGUUAAACCAUGUUGUAACUGAAGUACUCUAUGGAUCCGAGGAAUCAGGUGCUAGCUGUGCGGGUGGGAAACAUGUUAAGGUUUCCACUUCAAAUGGAAGUGAAUUUAUUGGAGAUGCUGUGUUAAUAACUGUUCCUCUUGGUUGCUUGAAAGCACAGACAAUUAAAUUUUCUCCUUCCUUGCCAGACUGGAAACUAUCUUCGAUAAACAGGCUUGGGUUUGGUGUUCUAAACAAAAUAGUAUUGGAGUUCCCUGAGGUAUUUUGGGAUGAUAAUGUGGAUUACUUUGGUGCAACUGCAGAAGAAACAGAUUUAAGAGGACGGUGCUUUAUGUUUUGGAAUCUCAGAAAGACAGUUGGGGCACCAGUUCUGAUAGCUCUAGUUGUUGGGAAGGCUGCUAUAGAUGGACAAAGCAUCAGUUCCGGUGAUCAUGUUAACAAUGCUAUGGUGGUUCUCCGAAAGCUCUUUAGGGAUGCUUCUGUACCUGAUCCAGUUGCAUCUGUUGUGACAAAUUGGGGCCUUGAUCCCUUUAGUAGAGGUGCUUACUCUUACGUUGCAGUUGGAGCAUCCGGGCGAGAUUAUGAUAUUCUCGGAAGACCAGUUGCAAAUUGUUUGUUUUUUGCUGGUGAAGCAACAUGCAAAGAGCAUCCAGAUACUGUUGGUGGUGCAGUUUUGAGUGGUUUGCGAGAAGCUGUUCGCAUCAUUGACUUAGUAAACACUGGAAAUGACUAUAUCGCUGAGGUUGAAGCUCUGCAGACUUACCAAAUGCAGUCAGACAGUGAAAGAAAUGAAGUUAGAGACAUGUCAAAUAGACUUGAAGCAUGCGAACUUUCAACCGCUCUAAGUAAAAACUCAUCUGAUAUAAUGUAUCCAAUUGUUAGCAAGGAAUCUUUGCUGCAAGAAAUGUUCUUCAGUGUAAAAACUACGUCAGGGCGCCUACAUUUGGCUAAGGAAUUAUUGAAGCUUCCCGCUGAUGUUCUUAAAUCAUUUGCCGGGUCUAAAGAAGGACUAAGUACACUGAACUCUUGGAUACUUGAUUCACUAGGGAAAAAUGCUACUCAACUACUGCGGCACUGUGUGCGCUUGCUUGUGAUUGUUUCAACUGAUCUGGUAGCUGUGCGUUUAUCAGGAAUUGGGAGGACUGUAAAGGAGAAAGUUUGCAUGCACACAAGCCGAGAUAUUCGUGCUAUAGCUCGUCAGUUGGUCAGUGUGUGGAUUGAAGUCUUUCGUAAAGAAAAGGCUAGCAAUGGACUCAAAUUGCUGCGUCGAAUACCAUCAAUUGAAUCAACUAAGACCAGGAGUAAGGAUCUGCAAUCAGGAAAGCCUACUUUACGUGUGCAAGAUGAUACUUUGGACAAUCAUAAAGUAGCUUCGCAGCGCCAGCAUGGAGCAUCUCCCAGUAGCCACUCACCACCCAAAACAAACAAGAAGUCUGAGAACAAGGACACAAAAUUGGAAACUGUGACAGCUACCAGGUCCGAUGGCAGCUCACUUUCCCAAAAGCAACAUCACGGUAUCAAACCUCAGGUAGAGCUUGUCGUUCCUAUGUCUGAGGAAGAAGCUGCUGCAUUCGCUGCUGCCGAGGCUGCUCGAGCUACUGCCAUAGCAGCUGCACAGGCAUAUGCAUCUGUAGAGGCAGAGAUAAAUGUGCCUCGUGAGCUUCCAAAGAUACCAUCAUUCCAUACUUUUGCGAGGCGUGAUCACUAUUUGGACGAAUCUGAUACAAGAAAAAAAGUGUCGAAGGAUAAUUUUGGGAGACUUGAGUGCAUAUCAGAAAUUGAUUCCAGGAAUGGCAAAGCUAAGGACUCAUCAGCUGACAACACCAACUGUGCUGACGUUGACAGCUCAAAAAUGACUGAAGAUAACUGCACACAGAGGAGCCAAUCAAACGAGAAAGCCUGCCUAACAAAUAUUAGGGAUCAUUCUACAGAUAGCUGUGCUGUAGACAGUCGGUUUACGAGGGCAUGGGUUGAUACUGAUACAAUCUGCAUCGAUGGUGUCAAGGAUCCUCUAGCCAUUGAGAGGUGGCAGGCACAGGCAAUGGAAGCUGAUAAAGAAUUCUACAGUCGGAUACACAUACCCGAUGAAGAAGAUUCAAGUAGUCAGAAGCAGACAUGCCGUAGUUCUGCCUCACAGGUUGCUGAGAGCAAACCUGCAUCAGAAGGUCAGUCGAGAGGUGUGGAACUAAAACAGGCUCUUGUGAAUUUCAUAGCCUCGCUGCUAAUGCCAUUAUACAGAGGAAAAAAGAUUGACAGGGAGGGGUACAAAACAAUUAUGCGGAAAGCUGUUAACAAGAUCACGGAGUCAUGCACAGAAGGAGAGAAGUUGAUGACUUCUCAUGAGUUUCUUGAUGUUAAAAGGAAAAACAAGAUCGAAUCCUUUGUGGACAAGUUGGUUGACAGGCAUUUGUAUGUUGUUAGCAAACCUGCCAAACCAUAACGUUCACAUAUGCAGGAAGGUGUUAUGUGCGAGGGAAGAAAUUUCUCUUUUAAAACACCAAGCUGUCAUUCAGUGGCCGUGGCUCCAAAAUGGUUUCAUCAGUGUUGCUGGCAAGAUCAGCAGGACGAUUACUCAGACUAUCUGGGUGGUUGCCCAGAAGACCAUUGACCAGAUCGGCACAUUUAUUUUUGUAUCUAGUAAGCAUCAUUUCCAUCAUCAUAGCUAUAGAUCAGUCAAAGGGUUAGACCUCUGUGCACUCGACAAGCAUGUUGUGCAUGCAGUAAGCUUGGAUGGCAAGUUGAAUUCUGUGGCUUGAUGAAGUGGCAUAUGAAGAUCCGGGAUUCAGAGCGGUCUCAUAUGCAAUGAGGGCUCAUGCGCCUUACAUGAUGGUAGUUAAGUCCGGCUUAGCGGAUUAACCCUGUUCGUUGUUCAGAGUUAACUUACACCAAAGUAGAUCCUUCUCUUCUCUCUGUUGUAUAGUUCUUUUGCAGUUUCUAACAGGCAUCUAACUUAUAGUCGGUCAGGUUAAAAAGGCUGCAGUUUGGCAGAGAAGGUUGAGAUUAGCAGCCAUUUGUAUAUCCUUCGCUGCCUACAAUGUGCCCCUCCUUCAUGAUUGUUGAAUGCUAAAUGAUUGCAAAAGAAAAUUAUUUGCUACCUCCGAA